Messenger RNA from Arachis duranensis, 4527 nucleotides. Its product is annotated as microtubule-destabilizing protein 60. Bases 1 to 1461 code for a protein of 486 amino acids. Gene Ontology annotation, cellular component: nuclear microtubule; mitotic spindle. Gene Ontology annotation, biological process: mitotic spindle assembly; activation of protein kinase activity; lipid transport. Gene Ontology annotation, molecular function: microtubule binding; protein kinase activator activity; lipid binding. The record is from RefSeq and is a predicted model, not a curated record. Lineage: Eukaryota; Viridiplantae; Streptophyta; Magnoliopsida; Fabales; Fabaceae. The transcript has 11 exons.
AUGACAGUCAAACUCGAAAGCAUAUGGUCUGAGUCAAAGAAAGUGGUUUCCUUUCACAUCACUCUCAGUUCCAAUCUUGUGUUUCUCUUCUUCACUUCACAAACCACUCCAGCCAAGGGUUUCCGAUCAAAGAAUCAAGAACCCUCCAAAUAUUCCGAGAAUGUCAACCCUAACAGUAAUACCACUCCAUUUUCCAAACCCUUAUCCAAUCCUUGUGGUUCUUCUUCUUCUCCUUCUCCUUCACCUGUUGUGAAGAAAUCGUGUUCCAAGUCACAGAAGAAGCCACAAUCCUCGGCAGCAAAGGAGGGUGUUGUGAAUUCCGUGAAUUCCGUUCAGAAGAACAAGAUCAGGCAGAGGAAGUUCGUUGUUGCAAAGAAGAAUAAGAACAAGAAGUUCGAAGGGAGUGGUGGUGAUGGUGAUCAGGGUUCAAACUCAACGCUGUCGUUUUGUAAGUGCAAAGAGAGCAACAAGAACAACAAGUGUCUUUGUGUGGCUUACCAGAAUCUCAGGAAGUCACAGGAAGAGUUCUUCAAGAACAAGCAAGCACAAGAACAAGAGCAAGAUCAAGAAGAUGGAGCUGCUGAGAUUGAGAGAGUGAUCAUUGAAGAAGAACAACGACAACAACAAGAAGCCAUAGGAGAGGAUUGUGUCUUCAUCUUGGGAGCUAACGGAGCCUCACCGUCCCACUUGCUCAACGCUGCCCCAGCCCCCGCCGUGGAUUGCUCCUCCCUGGUUCUAACCAUGGCGGAUUGCUUGUCCUUCGUCACCAAUGGCAGCACCACCACCAAGCCGGAAGGUAACUGCUGCUCCGGGCUCAAAUCGGUUCUGAAAACGGCGCCUCAAUGUCUGUGUGAAGCCUUCAAGAGCAGCGGUCAGUUCGGCGUCGUUCUCAAUGUCACCAAGGCCCUCGCUCUCCCCGCUGCAUGCAAAGUCUCCGCCCCUUCCGCUUCCAACUGUGGAUUGUCUGAAACACCUGCCGCCGCUCCUGGUAUUGUAUCUAACAGGACUUCUAAUGGAGGUAGAAGAAGCAGAAGAAAUAGUUUGGAAUCAACUAGCACCUUUGGGGGAAGCAGGUGGAAGAAGAAGCAGCAGCUGAGAGUCACCAGCCAAAAACCAUUCAAGCUAAGAACUGAGGAAAGGGGGAAGGUGAAAGAGGAAGAAUUUGUGAAGAAGAUACAUGAAAUGAUGACAGAGGAAGAGAAGCAAAGGAUACCAAUACCCCAAGGGCUUCCAUGGACAACAGAUGAACCUGAGUGUUUGGUAAAGCCUCCUGUCAAAGAAAUCACACAGCCGAUUGACCUGCAGCUUCACAGUGAUGUGCGGGCAAUGGAUCGUGCUGAGUUUGAUCAUCAGGUUGCAGAAAAAUUGAGUUUGAUAGAGCAGUACAAAUUGGAGAAGGAGAGGCAACAAAAGGUACUAUAUUACUAUAUUCAGAUAACUCCUGUGCUAAUCUACCAUUGACAUCAUCGCCAUCCCCUACGGUGCUGCCGUUACCGACUUACCGACGCCGCAAUGGGCUUCUUCCUUUAUUGUUCUGAGAUCACUAAUCGUUAUGAUCCCCACCCACAGUCCUAACCGUAGCUACUCGAAUGUAUCGUCUGAGAGCACAAUGAUGGCGACGACGCCGGUGGGAUUCUGGGGACUCUGAACAAGUGACGCUCUUUGGAACCUCAAGAACCUGGUUGAUACAUUCUCCUCCUCCUCCGAGAUCUCAACCGGCGCACCCUCAUGUAUUUUUGUCUCUUUCAUUUGAUGAAGAUCUUGGGAUGUAAUUGCAGUGAUUCCGCACAGAAGAAGAACGGUGAAUUAUAUAUGAAGUGCUCUAAUAGUUGUAAUAGGAGUUGAUUUUUGUCAAAGUGCUCAUCAAAUUAUAGUUAAUUCAAUUUCCUAUUUUAUACUUCAUUGAUUUUUCUUUUUUGGACAGAGUUCAAGCCCAAGAGCCCAACGAAGGAAAUAAAGAAAUGAGGUUAGGAAGAAGAAGAGGUGAGGAAGACAGAAAACAAGCUAUGGCUUCUGAUUCUUCACCCAUCAACAACGGUCCUUCAUCUCCAACAAUUCCCCUUCAAGCUCAACCGGCAACACCUUCUCCUCCCUUGGAGAUGCUUCUCGCCGCAAUCAUCGUCGUUGAACUCUUCCAUGCCGUCCGCCUUCGAUACCCCGCCAGUGCAUUGUUUCCGGUUUGCCGCAGCCACUGAUGCUCCACCUACUCCAAUGUGAUUCAGAGGCUCCUGAAGGAUUAUUCUCCGGUAGAGAAAUUAUCGAUUCCGACACAAAGUUUCAUGAGUUUUGUGAGGAGUUCUAUCGGUCUGUGAAGAACAGGGGAGUGGCAAAUUCGGGGAUUGAUGAGGCUGAAAGUUGAAGACCAAGGUAUGGUGGGUUAAUUCUAUCAUUGAUUUCCUUUUAUGAUCUUUUCCUUUUAUUCAAAAUCAAUAUCUCUGGAGCUUUAUAUUUCUAUACAAAAAAUUAACAGAAGAUAGCUAACAAUUUUUUCUGGGUUAACUGCAUUUUCUUUUCUCUACCAAUUGAAUCUAAUUUGCUAUGGUUAUUGUGGCUUGUGUUUUGCUUUUACAUAAAUAUUAGGAAUUAUGUUGGAUUAUUUAUCAGAGGUAUUACCAUAUUAAUCAUUCUUGCAUGGCUUUAUAUCAAGAAUUAUGAGGAAUCUAUUAGUUUUCUUUCAAAUGCCUUCUCUGACAUCGAUAUCAAUGUAUCAAUAUCUAUUAUUAGAUACUAGAGAUUACAGAUUAAAUACAGUUGGAUAUAAGUUUUGUGUCUUGGAAGGUAAUUUUCUUUUAUUUAAGUGAAAGAGCUAAAUCAGAUCAUGGGUUAAAGGUCAUUUCAUUUAUUUAAAUAUGCUAAUAUAUCACAUUAAUUGAGAUAAGUAUAUAUGAAUAGUGUACUUUCCUCUUGAAUGAGAAUGAGAAUAUCAUACCCAGUAUCUCAUCAGCUAUGGCUAAGUGAAUAGCCUUUUGAAAUUUUUAGUGGUUUGUCAACUAUAGUUUAGGAGGUUAGGACAGUUAAGGUAGGUAGUUUUUCUCUAUAGAUACAAGUUCAUUUUGAUAGAAAGUAACCUUGAAAAUUGUGUAGUUGAUGUGAUUGGUUAGGUACACGUUUGUUGAAUUUUAUUAUUGUUAUGGUCUUUGGUGUGAGACAGAAUUCUUUUCAUGUGAUUUCAAGCAUGUAUGCUAUUUAUUAGGUUAUGCAAAGUUGUUUUAGAUGCAUUAGGAGAAUGUCUUCAUUCAUUCUUUUCAUAUUGUACUUCACUUUUUCUCUCUCUGUUUGACUGAGAAAAGAGUUUCAUCCUUCUCUUCUCCUUAUUUUUAUAAAAAUAUUAAAGAAGAAUGUAAUAUGGUUCUGUCAUAUUCUCCUAUUGUUUUCUUUAAUUUCAGCUCCCUCUUUGUAAUUUUAUUCAAUUUCUCGAAAUUUCAUCAUGUUUUGGUGCUUUGGGAUCUGUAUUCGGGAGCCAUGCAUAGAUGACUUUGUGAUUCCCACAACUUCAUUGAUUUAUUGCUACAAUCAUGUGAUUUUGAUAUGAAUGUGGUUUAUAUGUUCAUUUUCAUUUAUGAAUAAUGUAGUUCCUUCAUAUCAUCAUAUGUUUUACUAUCUAUCUGUUCAAAAUCAGUUCUUUUAUAUAUCCUAUGUUUUUCUUGAUAAUUAUGGUUGGAUUAGGAUUAUUGUUAUAAGGUUGUUGGUUUUACACAUUGUCAUGCUGAUAUCAUUAGUAUAUAUGUAUUAUGGUGUUUAGGGUAUAAGCUUCUUAGUUAAUUCAGUUUCUCAUUUUAUAGUUCAUUGGUUAGUUUUGAGUGGUAAUUAGACAAAUUUCGUGUUCUUUUAUUCUUAGUAAUUUGGAACUAAUAGUUGUGAUGGGAGUUGGUUUUUGUCAAAGUGCUCAUCAAAUUAUAGUUAAUUCAAUUUCUCAUUUUAUACUUCAUUGAUCAGUUUUGAGUGGUAACUAGACAAAUUUAAUGGUUCUUUUUUAGUAAUUUAGAUCUAAUAGUUGUGAUGGGAGUUGGUUUUUGUUAAAGUGCUCAUUAAAUCAUAGUAUGUAUAGAUUGUUUCUCAAUCAGUUCUAGGGAGGUGAGGUUGUAUUUUUAUUAUUAUAUGCUUCAAAUUGUUGAAAAUAUAAUGUGAAUUCCAUUCUUCUGAAGUUAUGAUGGGAUGUUAGUUUGAAUGAUGUUAUUUGUGAUCUCAUCUCAUUCUUUUAUACAUGAUUCUGAUGUCAGUCAAAGUUGUUGCUUCCUCAUUUUAUUUUGUCACUUUCGAAGUUAUGAUGGGAUGUUGGUUUUUGAAUUUUUCUUCAAAAACAAAAGAUGGAUUGGAUGUGGUUAGGUGGGGAAAGUGAUUCUCUUCCCUGUUUUUCAGUGUACCCUCACAUGAAAAAUCAGAUUUUGGUGGUUUGGUGGGAGAAAUGACAUCAUCUUCUAUAACAAAUAGUACUAUCUUUUAUUAUUCUAUCAAAAAAGUUAUUUGGUUAAUGAGAGUAGGUAUCGUUACUUGUGACUAACUCUCCUUUGUCAUUUGUUGCAAAUC